Lates calcarifer (barramundi perch) is the source of this 5312-nucleotide messenger RNA. Its product is annotated as nacht, lrr and pyd domains-containing protein 1b-like. The record is from RefSeq and is a predicted model, not a curated record. NCBI's taxonomy places the organism in Eukaryota, Metazoa, Chordata, Actinopteri, Centropomidae. Gene Ontology annotation, molecular function: protein binding.
GUGGGCGGAGCGUCGGCACCACGCCUCCUGUUGUUUAGGUAGACACGGAGCAGGAACAGGAGGGAAGUGUUGGUGGAGUUGGUGAAGAUAUGAAAGUUUCUGCGGUCAGAAGAAGCUGUUUCACAGGUUAACUCCUCACAUUAGAAAAGAUGAGUGAUUUGGAGGAAGAAGACGACAAAUCAGUCUCCAGCUGUCUGCCCUGUGAUGAGCCAUGGGUCCAAUUGCAGUAAUUUCUGUAAAAAUAGUGGUCUGCAGGAGGUUUUAGAUGAACAUAAGAUCAGUCUGAGGAGGAGAUGUGAACGUGUGACUGAAGGAACUGAUGGAACAGGAAGUAGAACCCUCCUCAACAGGAUCUACACUGAGCUCUACAUCACAGAGGGACAGAGUGAAGAGGUUAAUACCCAACAUGAGGUGGGGCAGCUGGAGACAGCUUCCAAGAUGAAGACCCUCCAUGACACUCCAAUCAGGUGCCAGGACAUCUUUAAAGCCUUACCUGACCAACAGAGACACAUCAGAGUGGUUCUGACCAACGGCGUCGCUGGUGUUGGAAAAACCUUCUCAGUGCAGAAGUUCACUCUGGACUGGGCAGAGGGCUUGGAAAACCAAGAUGUCAGUCUGCUGGUUCUGCUUUCGUUCAGGGAGCUGAACCUGAUCAGAGAUGAGCAGUACAGUCUUCUCACGCUGCUCCAUGUUUUCCAUCCAACAUUACAGAAGGUCACAGCAGAGAAGCUGGCUGUCUGUAAAGUUCUGUUCAUCUUUGACGGCCUGGAUGAAAGCAGACUUUCACUGGAUUUCAACAACAGGAAGGUUGUGUCUGACGUCACACAGAAGUCAUCAGUCAACGAGCUGCUGACAAACCUCAUCCAGGGGAAUCUGCUUCCCUCGGCUCUGGUCUGGAUAACUUCCAGACCUGCAGCGGCCAAUCAGAUCCCUCCUUCAUGUGUUGACAGGGUAACAGAAGUACGAGGCUUCACUGACCCACAGAAGGAGGAGUACUUCAGGAGGAGAUCCAGUGAUGAAGAGCUGUCCAACAGAACCAUCUCACACAUCAAGACCUCCAGGAGCCUCCACAUCAUGUGUGGAGUCCCAGUCUUCUGCUGGAUCACUGCUACAGUUCUGGAGCACAUGUUGACUACAGAGCAGAGAGGAGAGCUGCCCAAGACCCUGACUGACCUGUACUCACACUUCCUGAUGGUUCAGACAAAGAGGAAGAAGAACAAGUACCAUGAGGGACAUGAGACGAGUCCACAGGAGCUGACGGAGGCUGACAGGGAAGUUCUUCUGAAGCUGGGGAGGCUGGCGUUUGAACAUCUGGAGAAAGGAAACAUCAUGUUCUACCAAGAAGACCUGGAGCGGUGUGGUCUUGAUGUGACAGAGGCCUUGGUGUACUCAGGAGUUUGUACAGAGAUCUUCAAAAGAGAGAGUGUGAUCUUCCAGAAAACAGUCUACUGCUUUGUUCAUCUGAGCGUUCAGGAGUUUCUGGCUGCAGUCUACAUGUUCCACUGUUUCACCAACAGGAACACACAGGUACUGAAGGACUUCCUGGGAAAAUGGGAACAUGUAAAGAGUUAUUCUUCCUCAAAGGGCUUCCGAUGGAAACUGGAUGUGGAACAUAAUAGCCGUGACCAAUCUCUGAAUGUCUUCUUGAGUGCAGUCAUGUAUAAAUCCCUUGAAAGUGAAAAUGGCCACCUGGACCUGUUUGUUCGCUUCCUUCAUGGCCUCUCUCUGGAGUCCAACCAGAGACUCUUAGGAGGCCUGCUGGGUCAGACAGAGAACAGUCCAGAAAUCAUCCAGAGCGCCAUCAACAACCUGAAGGAGAUGAACAUGUACAAAAUCUCUCCUGACAGAAGCAUCAACAUCUUCCACUGUCUGAUGGAGAUGAACGACCACUCAGUUCAUCAGGAGAUCCAAGAGUUCCUGAAGUCAGAGAACAGAUCAGAGCAGAGACUCUCUGAGAUCCAGUGCUCAGCUCUGGCCUACAUGCUGCAGAUGUCAGAGGAGGUUCUGGAUGAGUUGGACCUGGAAGAGUAUAACACAUCAUGGGAGGGACGACUGAGGCUGAUCCCAGCUGUGAGGAACUGUAGAAAGGCUCGACUUAUUAACUGUGGACUCUCAGAGACUCACUGUGAAGUCGUGGCCUCAGCUCUGAAGUCCAACCCCUCCCAUCUGACAGAACUGGACCUGAGUCACAACAGCCUGCAGGAUUCAGGAGUGAAGAUACUGUCCACUGGGCUGGAGAGUCCAAACUGUAGACUGGAGACUCUGGGAUUGAAGAACUGCAGGUUGUCAGAGAUCAGCUGUUCUUCUCUGGUCUCAGCUCUGAAGUCCAACCCCUCCCAUCUGAGAGAUCUGGACUUGAGUGGAAACAUCCUGCAGGAUUCAGGAGUGAAGGAGCUGUGUAAUCUUGUGGAGAGUCCAGACUGUAGACUGGAGACUCUGGGACUGUGGCGCUGCAGUUUGUCAGAGAUCAGCUGUUCUUCUCUGGUCUCAGCUCUGAAGUCCAACCCCUCCCAUCUGAGAGAUCUGGAGCUGAGUUUCAACAACCUGCAGGAUUCAGGAGUGAAGGUGCUGUGUGGUUUUCUGCAGAGUCCAGACUGUAGACUGGAGACUCUGAGGUUGAUGAACUGCAGUUUGUCAGAGCUCAGCUGUUCUUCUCUGGUCUCAGCUCUGAAGUCCAACCCCUCCCAUCUGAGAGAACUGGACCUGAGUCACAACAACCUGAAGGAUUCAGGAGUGAAGGAGCUGUGUGGUUUACUGCAGAGUCCAGACUGUAGACUGGAGACUCUGGGGGUCAACAGCAGGGUGAUUAAAGCUUCCAGAGUCAAAACAUCAGAUGUAAAGCUGGAUGCAUGUCAGGAUGACUCAAAGACACCAAAUGCAUCUGAAGACGAUGCAAAGCUUGAUGUGUCUAAGGUUGACACAAAGAAGCCGGAUGCAUCUGAAGACAACACAAAGAAGCUUGAUGCCUCUGAGGAAAGCACAAACCUGGACGUGUUUGAGGAUGACUCAAAGAAGCCGGGAGCAUCAGAGGAUGAAACAAAGCAGAUGAAGCCUCCAUCAAGCUUCACACCUGACCUGCAAACUGAGUCUACACGAGUCUCAUACAGGUUCAGGUGUCCUGGUCCAGGUGGGUUCAGGUGUACUUCAACUAGACUGGUUUUUGUUGUGACUCGGGAGGCGGAGCUGUUCUACAGGACUGUCCAAUGGGAUGAGAACCAACUCCAAUCAGCUGGAAAGAUGGCUGCAGGACCUCUGUUUGAUAUCCAGUGUCCUGAGAAUGCUGUCUGUGAGCUCCACCUCCCACACUGUGAAACAAAGGAUGUGCUGCAGGUUGAAGGCCUGCUGUCUGUCGUCCACAAGACUGAUGAUGGAACAGAAAUCUUGGAGCCGCUGGAGAUCACAGAGACUCAUGUGGUUGUGAAGGUUCCUCACCUCUCUGCCUUUGGGCUGGUCAGAGAUACAGUUAAAUGGUUACUGAGAAUGCCAGUAAACUGCAAUGUUCUGCUGUUCCUCCGACCUCCAGUUAGAGGGCCUCCAACACUUGAUGUACAUCUGCUUCCAAACAACGUCCCUCUGCCAGAGGUUAAGGCCCAACAUGCAGAUGCUGAAUUUACCAAGAUCUUCACUGACUGUGAACUGUGCAUUGGUCAAAGUUACAGUGUCCACUGUGAACCUGAGGACUUAGAAAUACAGCCUGAGCGUGCAAGGUUUCGCUCAAAUUAUGGACCAAAUUUCAUUCCAAAUUUUGAGGUUCUCCUGAUGUCAAACCCAGAGAAAGUGACUUUGAUGGUCCAAGACCAGGAGAAGACAGAAGUCUGGAAACGUAAUAUUCAUCUGACAGGUUCUGGUCCAGCAGGGACUCUCAGUGCUCCAGCUCCGAGUGCCCAGGACACCAUGAUGAAAGAGACGGAUCUCAAAAACAUCCUGGACGAUCUGACAGACAAUGAGUUGAAGGACUUCAAAUGGAACCUGAAAUGUGAAACAGUGGACAACGUCCCGCCCAUCAAAGUGAGCCUGCUGUCGAAGGCAGAUCGGCAGGACACGGUGGAUCUGUUGAAGCAGAAAUAUGGAUUAGUUGGAGCUGUGAGGGUGAUGGAGAGAGUUUUAAAAAGGAUCAGCCGGAACGAUCUGGUGAAGAAAUUAUCAUCCAUCAGCUCAGGAGCAGGAGGUCCUGGUCCAUCAGGGAGCUGAAGUCGGACUCAGUUUAUGAGUUUAUGAGUGUCUGAACCUGUUCUACGUAAGCUGCUGGAUAAACUCCUGGAGCGUGGGGUGAUAACUGAUGAUGAGAUGGAUUUAGCUGGAACAGCGAGCAGGGCAGACAAAGCUCGAGCGGUGAUCGACACGGUGAGAAGAAAAGGAUCAGAGGCCAGUUCAGCUCUGAUCUCUGCUCUCUGUGAGGAGGAUCGAUGCCUUUCAACAGAACUGAACUUAACGUGAAGCAGGAACAGUGUGUAUCAGGCUGUUUCUGUCUGACACCAACACAUCUGUAAUUCUUAUUGUUUCUUCUUACUCUUUCGCCAUUAUUUAAGAAUGUUUGGUGAAAACCUUAAACCUCUAAACACGAAUCAAGGUUGCCUGUAUUGUACUAUAAAUGAACACUACACACUACACUUGUAUAUUAUAUGUGCAGUCCUAAUUUCAACCAGAUCUGUGAUCUUCAAGAAUGUGUCUUUAAAAUCAGCACAUUCAAUUAGAUACUUCCUGUUUGAUGUUUUGUCAGUUUUUGUACCCUGGUCCUGAGGAAACAGUUCUUCAUUCAGACAUAUUUUACACCUUCGUGGCCAGAGGCAUUAUGUUUUCAGGUUUUCUGUCUCAUUCUCGUGAAUGCAAUAUCUCAAUAACACAUUGAGGGAAUUUCUUUUCUGACAUAACUCAAGAAUUCACACGAUGAUUAACUGCAAUCAGACUGGUUGGUGGAGGGUUAGGAUUAGGGUGGAGGCAUACAACCAUGAGGCGGUGAUUCUAGUUUAAAGUUGGAAUGGCUUGAAACUGGAACUAAUUAUGUUCAAAGAACUGUAAAAAUUCAACUGACUGCACAUUUUGUUGAUAUUGUGAGACAUUUUAGGAAAUGAUUGGUGAAAUGAUCCUUUUGGUCAAUAAGUUUCUUUGUCUACAACUGACCUCCAGUAUUUUUGGGGUCCUUUGAAAGUCAAAUUAAAACCAGCUGAUUGUUAAUGUUGGAAGCUGUUUAUAAGGGAGCAGAGGUUGAAAUGCAACCAUAUUCUUCAUUUUUUUUCAAAGGCUGAAAAUGUAUAGCCGAAAUAUUCAAUUGUGAGUCUGGGAAAAAGCAAUAAAGCAAUAAGAGACUUUUC